Molecule: messenger RNA, 1758 nt
Organism: Anopheles cruzii
Lineage: Eukaryota; Metazoa; Arthropoda; Insecta; Diptera; Culicidae
Product: transmembrane protein 185B
Exons: 5
Coding region: 140-1186 (348 amino acids)
Source: RefSeq, a predicted model, not a curated record
GGGGCAAACAUAUUGUGCAUAUUGGCUUUGUUAUUGUGUAGCCCAAGACACGGUUAGUGGACCCCGCAGCUUUCUUUUCGUGGCCGCACACGGCCGAGUAUGGACACUAGUAGUUGGACGGAAUGUUAAAUCGGUCACGAUGAAUCUGCAGUCCUUGUUUCAGGAUUUCAAUCCGAGUAAAUUUGUGGUCCACUGUUGCCUGUUCACGUUCACCAUUUUGUUCUGCCUCCGCUUGGACGACUAUAUCGAUUGGCCGUACUGGGUGGUGUUUGUGCCGCUAUGGGUGUGGAAAUCCAUUGCCACGCUGGGCGCCAUCGUGGGCGCUAUUGUGUGGUGUCGAUAUCCGCACUACAGGGUGGAAGGUGAUUCGUAUUCGCACUUCAAGGCGAUGCUAAUAUCGCUGUCGCUGCACCUGAUCCUGCUGAUGUUUGAGCUGCUGGCCUGCGAUCGGCUCACUUCCGGGCGCCACCUUUGGGUGCUCGUGUUCAUCCCGCUCAUCUUCGGCAGCGCGGCCAGUGUGGGGGCCUGUGUGUGGGCCGUCAAGCACGACCGAUCGUUCGAGCUGGAACUGUUCUGUGCCGUCAACGCGCUGCAGUUUGUGUUUUUGCCCCUCAAACUGGACGGGCUGGUGUCGUGGAGCUGGGAGGUCGUCUUCGUGCCACUGUGGAUCGUGCUGUGCCUGAGCCUGGUCGCCGUCCUGUACAGCAUCAUCUUCUGCGUCAUCCUGCUGCGCACGCCGGAGGUGUCGGCGCAACAGAAAAAGUCCGCCUUCAACUCGGCCAUCGGCAACUGUGCCACCGUCAUUCCCGUGCUCAUCUUCCAGGUACUGUUGGCCGACAAGCUCGACGAGGAUCUCAACGUGCCGUACAUAGUCGUGGCCGGACCGCUGCUGGUGGCCCUGUUCACACUGAUUCUGCUCAGCUUCAAUGCCAAAGGUGGUAACAAGUGGUGGUUCGGGAUACGGAAAAACUUUAGCCAGUUCUUGCUGGGCGUGCUGCCUUGCCUGCAGGAGUACGGCAACAUAUCAUAUCACACGGAAAACGGGCAAACCGUCCCGCUGGACAGUGCCCACGUGCAGCUGGAUGAGUUCGAGAAGUACGACAAGAAGAGCAAAAAGGCGCUGACGAAAAAGAACGAUCACCUUAAACCGGUGGUCCCGAUCGUCAGCAUAGAACUGCCCGAUUAGGAGCGGACGAGGAGCGUAGCCCUUUUUUGCGUUAGGCACACACACCGUUCUUGUUACUUGAUUGCCCGGUGGUUCUCUUCCCUUACACACGCACAGUUCGGUUAACUGUGCGCUCGAGAAGUUGGAUUUGUUGCUCCUUUACUCUUACGAAACAAUAACGAUAGUUUUAGUUGAAUUUUUAGUACCCAACAGUACAGUGUGCUGCGUCGGAUGCGGCGAACGGUACAAAACGAAAACUCUCGCCAGGCGCUCCGGGCGAGGGAUGAUGACAAUAUUUGAAUUUAUUAGAGGUUGCCGGCACCGAUCGAUUAUCGAGGACUUAGCUUUAGGACUAACUUACAUUCAUUCUGUAACCCCGCCACGGCGGGGGGAUUUGUGCCGCUCGGUGUAUCGGUGAUCGGUAAGGAAAUAUUGGAUUGCUUAGUGAAUCGAAGUCGGCUUGAAUGCUUGAAAAAGGUUGAAAAUAUUGUUGUACAAGGCAUAGCGCGCAUUAUUCGGUUCAGUUGUAAAUAGGACACCGUUUGUUAGGCAAUUUGUGGCGUCUUUAAUAAAACGGAACUACAUGAAGAUAG